Cladocopium goreaui is the source of this 456-nucleotide messenger RNA. The record is from the annotation of a GenBank genome assembly. NCBI's taxonomy places the organism in Eukaryota, Dinophyceae, Suessiales, Symbiodiniaceae.
GGACUUGUUGAAGACUUUGGUCUCUGAAGGGACAGUGUCUCAUGAGACUGGCUCAGUCUUAGUCUUUCUACCGACUUGGGCUAUGAUGAGCAGCCUCAGCAAACUCCUACAAGCCGACACGAUGCUAAGUCGGUGCAAGGUGAUUAUGCUUCACUCACAGGUGCCAAAGGAAGCCCAAAUGGAAGCUUUUCAGCCUGCACCGGAGGGAAUGGCCAAGGUGAUUUUGGCGACCAACAUCGCUGAGUCCUCCGUGACCAUCGAUGAUGUGACCUGCGUCAUCGAUUCCUGCAAGGUCAAACUUACUUUCUUCACAGAGACCACUCGUUUGUCGUACCACGAUGUGGUCUUUACUGGUCGACAUAACCUGGAGCAAAGGAAGGGCCGUGCCGGGCGCACCCGGCCGGGGCUUUGCUUUCGGCUCUGCACUCGGAGACGCUUUGAGGAGGGGUUGGAGGA